UCAUCAUCCCUUCUUCCUCUUUUUCAAAUUUCUGAAAAUGAUCAUAAUGAAGGAAGAUGUACAGAAAAUGGUUAUGAUUUCCAAUCAGAAGCUCUGGUUCGCCACCACUAUGGUGAUGCUUAUAUUCCUACAAUAUGGGGCAGCUGUCGGGUCACAGCGGGUUCCAGCUAUGUUUGUGUUCGGAGAUUCCUUGGUUGAUGUUGGUAACAGCAACUUCCUCAACUCCUUAGCGAAAUCGAAUUACUUACCUUAUGGCUGCGAUUUCAGAACUGGCGCGCCUUCUGGGAGAUUCUCCAAUGGCGAAACCUUUGCUGAUAUGAUUGGGAGGCUGCUGGGUAUCCCAUAUCUUCCAGCCUUUGCAGAUCCAAACACAGUUGGAACCAGAAUACUUCAUGGAGUGAAUUAUGCUUCUGCAGCUGCUGGUAUCCUUGAUGAGACCGGCCAACACUAUGGUGAGAGGUACAGCCUGAGCCAGCAAGUGCAGAAUUUUCAGGCCACUUUGAAUCAAUUAAGAACAUUAAUGAAUGGGACGACCCUGAGCCAAUACCUGGCCAAAUCCAUAGCCAUUUUGGUGUUUGGAAGCAAUGAUUACAUCAACAACUACCUCAUGCCUUCCAUCUAUCCUUCUAGCUACAUUUAUAACCCUCCAGAUUUUGCCAACCUUCUCCUCAACCGCUACACCCGCCAAAUUUUGGCGCUGCAUAGUGUAGGAUUAAGAAAGUUGGUGCUGGCAGGAGUUGGACCGCUCGGUUGCAUCCCUAACCAGAGAGCCACCGGUCGAGCCCAGCCGGGAAGGUGCGUGGACUAUGUGAAUCAGAUUCUUGGCACCUUCAAUGUGGGGCUCAAAUCGCUCGUCGACCAGCUCAACACCAACCACUCCGGUGCAAUUUUUGUGUAUGGCAAUACUUAUGGUUGUUUUGGUGACAUCCUGAACAGCCCCGCCAGCUAUGGUUUCACUGUUGUUGAUAGGGCUUGCUGUGGAAUUGGGCAGAACCAGGGGCAAAUAACGUGCAUGCCAUUACAAGUUCCAUGCCAAAACAGGAGCCACUAUGUGUUCUGGGAUGCCUUCCAUCCCACAGAAGUUGCGAGUGCUAUCCUUGCUUGGCGAGUUUUCUCGGGUCCACCCUUAGAUAGUUACCCAAUCAACGUGCAACAAAUGUCUCUACUCUGAGAUUUUCUUUUUUCUUUUUCGCUUUUUUGGCGUGAUUUUUUUUUUUUUUUUUUUUUGCAUGCAAUAAGUUGGCAACUGGCAGCUUUGUGUGUAAGUAAAAGUAUAGUGUUUGCCUACUCUUCUAGAAAUUUUCUAAAUGUUUUUAUCUCGUGAUGAUAUAUCACUUUCAAUUCAAUGUACUGUUGA
This is a messenger RNA of Corylus avellana, 1357 nucleotides long. RefSeq names its product GDSL-like Lipase/Acylhydrolase superfamily protein. The record is from RefSeq and is a predicted model, not a curated record. Gene Ontology annotation, molecular function: hydrolase activity, acting on ester bonds. Lineage: Eukaryota; Viridiplantae; Streptophyta; Magnoliopsida; Fagales; Betulaceae.